Fusarium proliferatum ET1 is the source of this 1407-nucleotide messenger RNA. RefSeq names its product putative DFG5 protein. The record is from RefSeq and is a predicted model, not a curated record. Gene Ontology annotation, biological process: carbohydrate catabolic process; fungal-type cell wall biogenesis. Gene Ontology annotation, molecular function: mannan endo-1,6-alpha-mannosidase activity. Bases 1 to 1407 code for a protein of 468 amino acids. The transcript has 5 exons. Lineage: Eukaryota; Fungi; Ascomycota; Sordariomycetes; Hypocreales; Nectriaceae.
AUGUUUUCCUCGCCGACAGCGUUUGUGGCCCAGGCUGCGCUUCUGGGAGGUCUUCUCGUUCAAUCGGUCGACGCACAGUAUUACAAGAUUGGAACAAAGGAUGAGAUUAAGCAGUCGGCACGAACACUUGCGUAUGAUCUCAUGUUGCAAUAUGACGGUAACCAAACUGGCAUGAUUCCCGGUAUUCUGCCCGGUCCUCCAACAGAAUACAAGGGCGACUACUACUGGUGGGAAGGCGGAGCAAUGAUGGGAACAUAUAUCGAUUACUGGAAACUCACCGGCGACGAGAGCUACAACCACGUAGUGAUGGAGGGCAUGCUUCACCAGACAGGCGACGGCCACGAUUACAUGCCCAGCAACCACAGUGCAUCCCUCGGAAACGACGACCAAGGCUUCUGGGGCAUGUCCGCCAUGCUUGCAGCAGAGAACAAGUUUCCCAACCCACCCGACGACCAACCCCAAUGGCUCGCUCUCGCACAGGCUGUAUGGACGACACAGGCUAAGCCCGAGCGACACGAUGACGAGUGCAAUGGUGGAAUGCGAUGGCAGAUUCCCUUUACAAACUCUGGAUACGAUUACAAGAAUACCAUUGCCAACGGGUGCUUUUUCAACAUUGGCGCUCGUCUUGCGCGAUACACCGGCAAUGAAACGUAUGCGAAAUACGCUGAGGAGACGUGGGAGUGGCUCUGGAACGUCAACUACAUCGACCAUGAAAAGUGGCUCGUCUACGAUGGCGGACAUGUUGGAAAGAACUGUACCGACAUCAACAAGGCCACCUUCUCCUACAACGCCGCCAUUCUCAUUCAAGGCGCGGCUUUUAUGUACAACUUUACCAACGGUUCGACUACAUGGGAGGACCGCAUCGACAAGCUCCUCGACGCCACGCUCAAGAACUUCUUCCCCAAGGACAUCAUGUACGAAGUGCCCUGCGAGGGCCGCAAAGGCGCCUGCUCGACCGACAUGUUAUCUUUCAAGGGCUACGUGCACCGCUGGCUGGCCGUAACAACACAAGUCGCGCCUUUUACCGCAGAGCGCAUCCUCCCAGUGCUGCAGACAUCCACCGAAGCAGCGGUUAAGCAAUGCACGGGCGGAGACUCGGGUCGCAAAUGCGGUUUCUACUGGAGUGGCGGCGAAUUCGUGGACCCAGCUGUCGACGAGACGAGCGGUGCGGGCGAGCAGAUGAACGUGCUAGCAGCGGUGUCGAGUUUACUCAUCACAGACGCUGAACCGCCUGCGACGAAUAGCACGGGUGGUAUUUCCAAGGGCGAUCCCAAGGCUGGUGAGGAUUCGCAUGAUAAUCCGGAGCCGGAACCCAUCACGACGGCGGAUCGGGCGGGAGCGGGUAUCCUGACGUUCCUGGUGCUGGCGAGUGCGGUUGGAACGUUUGGAUGGAUGUGUUUUGAUUGA